AUGUCGCCGUGGUACGCAGGAGCUCAUGUCAUGGGUGGCUCGGGCUCGAGCUCGCGCCCCGGCUCGCGUCCAGUGUCGCGGCCUCCAUCGCCGUCCUUCUCGACCAGCCCUAGCGUCGCAUCGUCGUCGUUUAACAAUGUCGCAGCGCUCAGCCAGGCCCUCGACGACCCGCUGUCAGAGUACUUUGCAGACGGAUCCACAGCAGGUUCCAGCAGGCAACUCAACUCGUACACCGCUUCGACCGCGUCGUCCCUCCUCAGCCCCAACGCAAGCACUGAAGCGACACCCGUGCCGUCGAUGAGCGGCCUCCCCCAUGUGCCCGACUCGGCACAUUCGGCGUCCCCCCACACCCCACUCGAGAUCUUCCUCGACUCGGACGACCUCAUGCUCCGUGGCCAAGGUGGCGACAUGAACCCCGCAUAUCUGUCGGGCUACGUCUCGCUGUGGCUCGCCGAGAGCACCAACCUCAAGGACAUUACCAUGCAGCUCACCGGCAAGGCCAAGGUGCACUUCCAGGAUGCGUCAAAUCACAACUACACACACAACAUUGUUCAGCAUGACUGGUCGUUCCUCGAGGGCAACAAGCGCCAUACACACACACUCAAGGCUGGCCUUCACAACUUUCCCUUCUCGUUCACCCUUGACGGCAACCUGCCGUCCAGUAUCACUACUGCCACGGGCGACGGUGCCAUCCAGUACAGGCUGCGCGCAGCUGUCGUUCGCUCGGGUCUGAGCUUUAGCAACCUGUCCGCUACCAAGGGGUUUAGGCUCUCGCGCACUUUCACGCCCGAGGCUCUCGAGUUCAACCAGACCCUCGAGAUUGAGAACACUUGGCCGGGCAAGGUCAUGUACUCGAUCACUGUGCCAUACAAGGCGUAUGCGGCCGGCGACUCGAUCCCCGUGAUUCUCAAGUUUAUGCCCAUCGCCAAGGGUGUGCGCGUGCUGUCCGUCUCGUCGGUUAUCAAGGAGUACUCGCUCGUGUUCACCAAGGGCUCGUCGCAUGCCGACACCCGGAAUGUGAUCACUACCAAGCACGAGCUCCAUGGAGGCCACGCCGUGCUCAUCGAGCAAGAUGCUUCGCGUCCCCCUACACACUGGGCGGGCGUGCGCGAGUCGCAGUGGCGCGACGUCGCCACCUCGAGCCCUGCCAACACGGGUCCCCGUGGCUCCACCGAGGCUUCCACCGAGGAGCCAGUGGACCCCGAGGCGAUUGUCGGCGACGACGAGGUGUGCACCUCGCUGACCAUUCCUCUACCUCCUUGGACCACUCCAUCGCACACCCUCAAGCCUGUGCAGGUUACGCACAAGAUCAAGUGGUCGUGUGCAAUCUCCAACCCUGACGGUCACGUCUCGGAGCUGCGCUGUGCACUGCCCAUCUGCAUCCUUGACAACUCGCUCCUGGACGAGGCCCGCGCUGCCGGAGCGCCCACUCGCAACCUCAUGAUGGGCACGACCAUCGACGAGACGGCGCAAAUGGACCUGCCCAGCUACAGCAACCACGUCUAUGACCGCAUCGCCGUGGCCGAGCAUUCGGGGUCUUCGGCGUUCACCGCCAGGUCGGUAAACGCCACUCCGCACCAUUCACCCUCCCACACGCCGCCGGCGUCCCGACCCGGAAGCCGCCCCGGAUCGCCGCACGGAUGGUCGCGGUCCUCCUUUACGGAAGCAGCACCGGACGUUCCGCCCCGCCGACAGCUCACGGAGCACGCAGAGUCGGCGCUCCUCCGCGGCCUCGGCCAGCUUGCUGCCGUCGGCUCGAGCCGCGGCACCUCUGGCUCCAACUCGCCGGGCCACAUGACUCCGCCCGAGAGCUCGUCGCGCCAGUCGCGCCUGAGCUCGCGCUCCAACUCGCGCGCUGCGUCUCGUGCGGGAUCCCGCGCAUCGUCACCCGAGCGUGGCCACCGCGACGGCGAGGAACCCCACCACCGCAGCAGCGGCUUGAGCCACUUGCUCCAGUUCACCAAGCCGCUGACCGCAUUGACAUCGUCGGCCAAGUCUCCCAUCCUCCGGAACAACAGCUCGAGUGUGUCGUCGUCGCCCGUGCUUGCGCCCUCGCCGAUCACGCGCAACUCGGUGUCGUUCUCGACGCUGCCGGGCAGCUCGACGGACCGCCAGUCGAGCGUCACGUUCCACCCGUCGGCCCUCAGCGGCGCCAACCGCGAGCGCGGCAACUCGCGCGCGUCCAACCCGCGCUUCCACGUCGAGCCCGAGGAGAUGAGCUCGGACGACAACAACCCCCUCUCGCGCGUGCCCAGCUACACAGACGGCAGCGACCCCUUCGUCGUGCCCCUCGACCCGGCGCUGCCGACAUACACGGACAGUGAGGUCAUGGAGCGCGCGCGCAGUGGCACAGACCUGGUGUCCAUGGGCAUGGCCCGCGAGCGCAGCAGCAGCUCGAUGAGUGCGCCGGGAGCGCACAGUCUGCCCAAUGCCAGUGCGCCGACCGCGCCGACCGUGCCGAUCGUGCCUCCCGUGGUUGCCACGAAUGUGUAG
Messenger RNA from Apiotrichum porosum, 2493 nucleotides. RefSeq lists its product as uncharacterized. Lineage: Eukaryota; Fungi; Basidiomycota; Tremellomycetes; Trichosporonales; Trichosporonaceae. Bases 1 to 2493 code for a protein of 830 amino acids. The transcript has 2 exons. The record is from RefSeq and is a predicted model, not a curated record. Gene Ontology annotation, cellular component: plasma membrane; cytoplasm; cytosol. Gene Ontology annotation, biological process: ubiquitin-dependent endocytosis. Gene Ontology annotation, molecular function: protein-macromolecule adaptor activity; ubiquitin protein ligase binding.